Messenger RNA from Peromyscus eremicus (cactus mouse), 390 nucleotides. RefSeq names its product ripply transcriptional repressor 2 (gene Ripply2). The coding region runs from base 1 to 390 and encodes 129 amino acids. Gene Ontology annotation, cellular component: nucleus. The record is from RefSeq and is a predicted model, not a curated record. NCBI's taxonomy places the organism in Eukaryota, Metazoa, Chordata, Mammalia, Rodentia, Cricetidae. The transcript has 4 exons. Gene Ontology annotation, biological process: negative regulation of transcription by RNA polymerase II; embryonic pattern specification.
AUGGACACCGCUGCGGAGAGCGCCGAGCGCGCGCACAGCCCAGCGUGCCCAUCCCCGCGCAGCCUCCACCCGCCGCCAGCGCAGCCCGGGUCCGAGGGCUUCUGGAGACCUUGGCUUCGAACCCCAGGCGAGAAAGAGGAGCGGGCGGAGCCCCAUGCUGCAGAGGCGUUGCCCAGUGGCCCUGAAGUGACUGAAGCCUCAGGGAAGCUUUCUCAAUACCGACACCCUGUCAGACUGUUCUGGCCCAAAUCCAAGUGUUAUGAUUACUUAUAUCAAGAAGCAGAAACUCUUCUGAAAAAUUUCCCAAUUCAAGCUACGAUUUCGUUUUAUGAAGAUUCUGAUAGUGAAGAUGAAGUUGAGGGGCUGGCCUGUGAAAAUCAGUCUAAUUAG